Messenger RNA from Symbiodinium necroappetens, 300 nucleotides. The record is from the annotation of a GenBank genome assembly. NCBI's taxonomy places the organism in Eukaryota, Dinophyceae, Suessiales, Symbiodiniaceae.
GUCAUUCGAGUGCGUGCCAGUUUACUUCUCGAUGCCUCUGAUGUUUUCAGAAGGAACUUCAUCCGCAACAUAAAGGACAACGACGAGAAGUGCAUCACAUUGAUCGAAAAGGCGGAGGAAUUCGAGACAAUUCGUCCAUUUCUCAACCCUGAAAACCCGGCGGACAUCUCAUCUUACAACGUUGACAUGUUCUUCCGCUGGUCUGACGAAUACAUGAUCCUCAAACUGCAACGCGAGGUUGUGCAAUUUUUGAAGACAGGGCGGGUUAGAUCCACAAAUGACCUCCUGCUGGCCAGGUGA